AUGGCACGCAAACGCUUUGAGCAGCUAUGUAAGUACAUACACUUUUUGGAUCCAAAUUCAACAAAUGAGACAGACAAAUUGUACAAAGUUACGCCUUUCAUCCACAUUUUGCAACACAACUUACCCAAACUAUUUAAUCCCUGGCAAGCCCUCUCUGUGGAUGAGGCAAUGAUCAAAUUUGACAGUAGACUUUUAUGGAAACAGUACAUGCUGAAGAAACCAGUGAAGUGGGGAAUUAAAAUAUGGUGUCUGUGUGACUCAUUGACUGGUUACUGCCUUGCUUUCAAUGUGUACACAGGUCGGGAGGGGCUGGGGGACGAAGCAACAGAGCUAGUAAUGAAGCUCAUGAGAGGCUAACUAUUGUCACACCACCAUCUUUAUGCAGACAACUUUUUUUAUUCCAUUCCUUUGGUGAGAGACUUGCUUGAUACCGACACCUAUUAUUGUGGCACAGUAAGGCCCAAUCGUAAGAACUUCCCCAAGGCCAUUAUGGAUGGCAAGCUCCAGAGAGGUCAGUGUGAAAUGGUCUGUAGAUAAUGUAAUGGCGUGUCGCUGGAGGGACAAAAUAAAUGUGUAUUUUCUGUCCACGAACAGCUCAGGAAGGACAUCCUCAAACCAGUGUCUAAGUUCAGGCAGAACGAAAUUAUAUCUGUUGCAGAGCUUGUAAUGGAUUACAACAAGAAAAUGGGCAGGGUUGACCAUCUUGACCAGUUCAGGAGCUACUAUAAUGUUGGACGCACAGGGAGAAAAUGGUGGAAGUAAGUGCUUUUUGGGAUGCUCAACAUUUCCAUCAUAAAUGCGUACAUUGUGUGGGGGACCCUGCAAAGGCCCCGGCCUUCCCAGAAACCGCAGACGAUGGUCCCUGAAGACAUUCAAAAUGCAGCUUGUGCAUUCUCUUUGUGAUGGCUACAGUGGCAGGAAGCCAUCACAGUUGUAACUCAUAAAUUGAAAGCACUCCCUGGUGAUGUUUGAAGGGCGCAAGAGAAGGUAUGAGAUGUGUAUCCAGAGUGGACGCAGGGCAAAGAGUGGGAGAUGUGUAUCCAGAGUGGACGGGAGAAGUGUAGAAAGAUCCUUUAGGUGCUGUACAUUUUCUGUGCCGAUUCAGAAUAUAUCAUUUUCAUAGUCAUGGCACGCUUUGUGUAAGAGCUAUCGAAGAUUGAAAUCCAAAAUCGUUUAUAAAAAAUCUAUUUAACAAAAUGUGGAUUUUUCUCCAUCCACCCCUGAUUCAGAAUAUACCAUCUUCAUAGUCAUGGCAUGCUUGGCUCAAUAUCUAUUGAUGAGAGAAAACCGAAUAUCCAAUAUAAAACACAUUUUACCGAGGUCCAUCUAUGAACAUAUUCAUGAAAGUAUUUUUGUGUACUCUAUCCUGUCUGAUUAUCCAUCAGUCUAACAUACAUAUGCACACCAUGAACUGAAAAAAAAUCUGGCCACUAAGGGCUUCAUAAAAUAAUUUUGAUUGUUUGAAAGUUUACCCGUGUGGGUGUGGGUGUGUGUGUGGAAUGGGAGGCGUGUAACUGUAUCACUCAAUUUAUUAUGGAAACCCCUAAAAGGUGAUUAUUAAGAAGAGAGUGUGUGUAUGGAUGAGAAAAAGAAAGAGAGGAAGGAAGAGAGAGACCGUGUGAGAGGAAGGAAGAGAGAGAUUAUGUUCCUGACCACAACUUUAUCCUAUUUGUUGCUCCGCUCCUCUCUCUCUCACUCUCUCUCUCUCCCUCUCCCUCUGUUACUCUGUUCCUCCAGGUCAGUGAAAGCGAGGGAAGUGAUGUAGAGAGUCAGGGCUCAGCAGCAGAAGGCAGGGAGGAAGAGGAGUUAGAGAUGAUUGGAGAGAUAUAGAUGUGGAGUGAGGAGGGAGGAGUGGAGCGUGGGGGAGAGAGGAAGAGGAGAGUGAAGAGGAGGGAAAGGAGAGUGGAGGGAGAGAGGAAGAGGAGAGUGAAGAAGAGGGAGAGGCGAGUGGAGGGAGAGAGGAAGAGGAGAGUGAAGAGGAGGGAGAGGCGAGAGGAGGGAGAGGGGGAAGCAGAGAGAGGAGGAGGGAGGGGAAGAGGGAGAGCACACCCGAAAGGGGAGCCUACGUUUCCAUGGAGUGCGUCUGCCCCAAGUCCCACCAUUCACCCUUUUACCACACAGCCUGGGCCUUAAGUGACAGUGGCAGGGGUUUUGGAGUCUUGAAGCAACUGAGCUCGGCUUAGCCUAAUGGAGCUCAUGAGAGGCUAACUAUUGUCACAACACCAUCUUUAUGCAGACAACUUUUUUUAUUCCAUUCCUCUGGUGAGAGACUUGCUUGAUGCCAACACCUAUUAUUGUGGCACAGUAAGGCCCAAUCGUAAGUACUUCCCCAAGGCCAUUAUGGAUGGCAAGCUCCAGAGA
Molecule: messenger RNA, 2361 nt
Organism: Coregonus sp. 'balchen'
Lineage: Eukaryota; Metazoa; Chordata; Actinopteri; Salmoniformes; Salmonidae
Source: the annotation of a GenBank genome assembly